AUGGACAGUUCUAUAAUCGGGCAGCCAGUAACAUGGUAUUCGAGUUUCAGUAAUCGUUACAUAUCAUUUAUCGGGGCUAUAACGAAUAUACUGAUAAUAUUGUUUGUCAAUUUUUGGUAUGCAGUGCUACAUCUUCUAGCUUUGGCUGCAGUGUACUAUUAUAUUGGGCGUGUAUGCCCAUCGGUCUUUCCUGGAUCUGGUGCAAACAUAAUCUUUCGUCAGAGUGCUGGUUUAAAUCCUGGCAUGGAAACAGUUACUACGACGCUGAAUGAGGAGAAUCCUGAUUAUUCAGAUCGAAAACCGUAUCAUCAUGCUGAGCAAGCAUCCACCGCUGAUUUACCGCAAGAUUUCGAUUGA
This is a messenger RNA of Gongylonema pulchrum, 357 nucleotides long. The record is from the annotation of a GenBank genome assembly. Lineage: Eukaryota; Metazoa; Nematoda; Chromadorea; Rhabditida; Gongylonematidae.